Homo sapiens (human) is the source of this 1363-nucleotide messenger RNA. RefSeq names its product discoidin domain receptor tyrosine kinase 1 (gene DDR1). Gene Ontology annotation, cellular component: membrane; plasma membrane; extracellular region. NCBI's taxonomy places the organism in Eukaryota, Metazoa, Chordata, Mammalia, Primates, Hominidae. Gene Ontology annotation, biological process: cell surface receptor protein tyrosine kinase signaling pathway; smooth muscle cell migration; animal gross anatomical part developmental process. The record is from RefSeq and is marked reviewed. Gene Ontology annotation, molecular function: protein tyrosine kinase activity; protein kinase activity; collagen binding.
GUCUUCCCCUCGUGGGCCCUGAGCGGGACUGCAGCCAGCCCCCUGGGGCGCCAGCUUUGGAGGCCCCCGACAGCUGCUCUCGGGAGCCGCCUCCCGACACCCGAGCCCCGCCGGCGCCUCCCGCUCCCGGCUCCCGGCUCCUGGCUCCCUCCGCCUCCCCCGCCCCUCGCCCCGCCGCCGAAGAGGCCCCGCUCCCGGGUCGGACGCCUGGGUCUGCCGGGAAGAGCGAUGAGAGUGCGGAGGAACUGAGCCCCGGGAGGAGGUGCUCCUGUGCAGCCCCACUGAGUCAGCUCAUCUAUCGCCUGCCCUCCACCUGGCCAGUCCCUGCGGGCAUCUAACUGCUAAGCCUCCGCUCAGCCAACACCCAGUUGGUCAGUCUGGUCACAGUCCAGCAAAAAGAGGGACUGCCACUCUAACCCACCAGUGACACCACUCUUCCCGGCUGGAUGGUCAAUUAGCUCUGGCAUGAGAGAAUGUCACUGCCGAGAUGCUGCCCCCACCCCCUUAGGCCCGAGGGAUCAGGAGCUAUGGGACCAGAGGCCCUGUCAUCUUUACUGCUGCUGCUCUUGGUGGCAAGUGGAGAUGCUGACAUGAAGGGACAUUUUGAUCCUGCCAAGUGCCGCUAUGCCCUGGGCAUGCAGGACCGGACCAUCCCAGACAGUGACAUCUCUGCUUCCAGCUCCUGGUCAGAUUCCACUGCCGCCCGCCACAGCAGGUUGGAGAGCAGUGACGGGGAUGGGGCCUGGUGCCCCGCAGGGUCGGUGUUUCCCAAGGAGGAGGAGUACUUGCAGGUGGAUCUACAACGACUGCACCUGGUGGCUCUGGUGGGCACCCAGGGACGGCAUGCCGGGGGCCUGGGCAAGGAGUUCUCCCGGAGCUACCGGCUGCGUUACUCCCGGGAUGGUCGCCGCUGGAUGGGCUGGAAGGACCGCUGGGGUCAGGAGGUGAUCUCAGGCAAUGAGGACCCUGAGGGAGUGGUGCUGAAGGACCUUGGGCCCCCCAUGGUUGCCCGACUGGUUCGCUUCUACCCCCGGGCUGACCGGGUCAUGAGCGUCUGUCUGCGGGUAGAGCUCUAUGGCUGCCUCUGGAGGGAUGGACUCCUGUCUUACACCGCCCCUGUGGGGCAGACAAUGUAUUUAUCUGAGGCCGUGUACCUCAACGACUCCACCUAUGACGGACAUACCGUGGGCGGACUGCAGUAUGGGGGUCUGGGCCAGCUGGCAGAUGGUGUGGUGGGGCUGGAUGACUUUAGGAAGAGUCAGGAGCUGCGGGUCUGGCCAGUCUAUGACUCAGUGAAUGGCAGCAGCCUCAGCCUCUCAAGUAGCUAUUUUGAGAUGGAGUUUCACUUUGCCCGGCUGAGUGC